This is a messenger RNA of Cyprinodon tularosa, 1645 nucleotides long. Its product is annotated as high mobility group nucleosome-binding domain-containing protein 5-like. NCBI's taxonomy places the organism in Eukaryota, Metazoa, Chordata, Actinopteri, Cyprinodontiformes, Cyprinodontidae. The transcript is spliced from 7 exons. The record is from RefSeq and is a predicted model, not a curated record. The coding region runs from base 36 to 476 and encodes 146 amino acids.
UAGCGUGCAUUUUUCACAUUCAUGCUUGUGUUUGUAUGACAGCUCCUUCCCCUUCCUUUCUAGGUAACGAGGAAGCUGGUGAAGAAGAGGAUAAGCAUAAGGGACAGCAAGAUGUAGAGAUGGAGAGUCAAACAGAGGAAAAUCCUACUAAUAUGGAUCCGGAGGAAAACCAAAAUGUGGAUGACCAAGUAAAGCACGAUGAAGACCAGAAUAUGUCCACCGACAGCAAAGAAGACGUCGAUAAAGACAAAGAAUCCAGCAAAGAUAACGAUGAGAACAAAGCAGAGCCAGAGCAACCUAAAGAAAAAAACAAUGAAGAACCACCAAAUGACACGAUGGAGACAGAUGAUACAUCAGAAACACUCCCCGGCACUGGCAACGAUGAUGAGAUGAAAACUGUUGAGAGCUCAGAAGAACCUCUUUUAAAUAAACCGGAAGACCCAAAGCCCAAAGAAACUAUUAAGAACAACGAAUGACCUGCUGAGAGGAGAACAAUCAACCUCAUCUGACAGCCAGAAAACUGUGCAAAGGCCAACCCCACUGGUGUCAGCCUGGCCCAUGUCAGAAUGGGCUCUGACAUUGGCCCAGGAAAACCAGUUACUUCCCAUGAUGCUCACAUUCCCUACUUUAAUUAGCUUCCCAUCUCCUCUUUCUUUCCUAAAGUAUGUAUGCACUGUAUGUAAAUGUAUGUACAAAACCUUGCUAUGGGACUUGAACAUAUCAACCAGAAAAGAUGAGCCAUACCUCACUGUGUGUUAGUCAUCCAUCAUUUUGCCAGCAGGGUGCGAAGAGACGAACCAGGUUCAAGUCUUCAUUUGCUAAAAGCCACUGUGAGAGCUCGGUCAAGCUGUCAGAGGACAGCAGACCCGCUCCUACUGUACAUGUUGACACCCCUGACUGGAUGAGGCUUGACAUCAACCUUUUUGUUCCUUUGAUUCCAACACGGCAAUAUACAGGUUAAUAUUCUGCAUUUAUGGGGCUUUUAGAGUGCACUACACUAACACCUGCUCUGUCUCAUCACAUGCUGGGGAAGCGCCAAGUCAAAUCAGCCAAUAGCUGUAAGGCAAUGUGCCAUUCCCAGUCAACUCAUCUCCUAACAUCCCAGAUCAGGAACACAAACCAGGAUGUGUGUGUCUCUUGACAAAUUGACAAGGUCUUUUUUUUUCUCUCUCUCUGCUUUCUUCACCUUUUCCAGUGCAUGCCAGAAAAUUGCUUUGAGUUUCUCAAACAUAAACAGGAACUAGUCCUCUUCGCUUUUGCGCGUCUUCUUUCCAGAUUGUUUAUUAUUGUAUGGAAGGAAUCUGCCUUAUUUCAUAUCAGAAAAAAAAAAGGUGUCAGACUUUAGGAACUGGGCCAAGUAUGAUUUAUUUCUCUUGUGUUUUGCUUGCAGAUGAUUUGUAUUUUUAAUUACAUCUCAUGAUGGCUAUUACCUGUUGUUAAUCAUUUAUUGUUUUGUUCUCUUGGGUUAAACUUAAAAUGGUUUUACUUUCUUUUAAUAGUUGGAUAAGGAUUGAUUAUUAUUUUUGGUGAUGCUAUACUAAAGAGGAGACGAAUUACAGCUCUAUGAAAUGAAAUGAUGCCUUCAUACUUUGAUGUUUGCUUUGCUAAACUAUAACAGAAACGACUAAUAAAGUUUAAACGCAAA